CCCCCUGUUCUUAGUCGUUUCCUCCAGCUCUCACAUGCUCACACAGCGCAGUCAUUCAGAGGCACAGCGUGGAGGCUGCUCUCACACACACACAUGCACACACACACUCUGAAGAGCAACAUGCCCAGGUUACCUCAUCACUGCCUGAUAGCUGUGUGCCUGGCAGGAUCUCUGCUACUGCUUCCACUCUGCUGCGUUGGCCAAGAUGCCUUUCCACAAUAUGACUAUGACUCCACUACAUCACCAGAAUAUGACUACAACGCCACAUUUGAGUACUCUUUCUACAGCAAUGGGAGCAGUGAAGACUUGGAGAAGUUUCUUGAAGGAAAAGAUGUAGAUGAUGAGGAGACUGAGACGGACAUAAGCCUAACAAAUCCAGAUUCUACUACGUCCACUACCUUGACCAAAGCUCAGGCCUCUAGAACAGUGUAUCCCAGCUUACUGCUCACGGUGGUCCUGACUGCUCAUCUGAUACUGCAGUUUCUAUAGUCCACACAGCACCCAUCACAGGACACUCUCACACACAUACACAUGAGGAGCCCAAGAGAAGACAGGUCAGGAUGGACAGACAGCCAGAGAUUUGGCAAAAGAGACUAGCAGGAAGACAGACACAGAUGGACAGACAAACUCAUACAUGAAUGCACACACGCCCACAAACCUCUCACUUCAAAGAAGCAGCUAUGAGUAUCUCCUACCUGCACCUCCACACAAGCACAGAGGAUUCACAUGGACUAGAUGAAUAGGAUGGGCUACCUGAAAGAAAAAUGAAGCUCAAUCAAAUGAUAGAUUCCCUUUGUUUAGCUUACUCCCUAAGAGUGUCUUACAAGCAGAGAAAGGAGGCAGAAAAAAGCCUCGGUGAGUCAGGUCAGGGAAAAAAACAAAGAUAUCAAGGUUUUAUGAAUGUAAAAAUAAUCAUCAAGUGAAAUGUUACAUAUGAAUUAUGUUUUGGUGCAAUUUCAAAGGACUUUUAUUACAAUAAAAUAAUUAGUGUUACUGUAACGAGACGAGCAAAAUGAGAUACAAUGCUGAAAGGAAUGAAAGGACCUUCAAUGUUAAAAGUGUGUAUAUCAGUGUCUGUGUAUGUGUGUGUUUUACUGUCAUGUUCUCAUUUAAGACCACUGAUCACACAGCAACAAGUCUUAAAAACCCCAUCUGCUUCUCACAGGCCACCUCACAUUAUGAAAAAAAAACAAAACACAAUAGAAAUCUUGCUAGUGUUUCAAAUGGAACAUUAUUCCUGUACACUUUAUUGCCUUUGAUACCAGUUAAAAGUUUUGCUUUACCCACAAUGAAACAGCAUGCAUGUUCACCUUUAAUAACGCACCCUAUAAAACUCCCUCAUGCCAGUUUUAGUGCUGAAGGAAUCACAUGUUCCUGUUUUGAGUAAACUGACUUCAAUAUUAUUAUUAUUUUUUCUUUAAAUGAACAGACCUUAUGGCUGAAUCUCAAACUCCCUAUAUAGUAGGUCAUUAAACCUAUGCAGUGCACUAUAAAUGGCUCUCUAUUAGGUAAUAGAAGCCACUAUUUCAUGACCUACAUAGUGCACUACAUAGGGUGUAGGGAGCCAGUUUAGAUUCAGCCUAUGAGUGUCAAAGCAGAAGCCAUAGCUCCAGCAGAAGUCCUGCCACUCUUUAGAUGCAUUUUAGUAUGGCAGAGGUUCACUGUUCAAUGCAUGACGUGCACACAGGCACUUUCCUUAGCCAAUGCACUUCUUCCAUUCAACACCACUUUCUCAGUGUUUCUGGGUGGAUAACACUUUGCAGCACAUCUUUAUGUUUGAAAUAUUAAAUGUUACAUUCAUUUUUUUCUUUCUUUUUAAAGUUUGUGAAAGGAUCCCGUUUGAGGAUGAAUGGACAUGUUUUUGUGAGCUAAUGAAGCAAUCUGUAUGUCUUGUUAAUAAUUUUGAAUAAAUAUUUUUUAAUUA
Messenger RNA from Colossoma macropomum (tambaqui), 1924 nucleotides. RefSeq lists its product as uncharacterized. The record is from RefSeq and is a predicted model, not a curated record. The transcript is spliced from 5 exons. NCBI's taxonomy places the organism in Eukaryota, Metazoa, Chordata, Actinopteri, Characiformes, Serrasalmidae. Bases 94 to 489 code for a protein of 131 amino acids.